CUUACAAACGCUUCUAGCCAAGAACAACGCUUUGAACAAGUUGCCUACUAAAGUAGCGCGUUUUUUCGUUGUAUGCCCUAUAUUUGUUUUAUGCUUAUAUCUACAUUUAACAUUUCACAGAUGCAGCAAUGGGUUAAAAAACAUCAGCUUGAAGACCACAGCCUGUUGGAUGUAUGCGUAUGAAUGCGUGACUGUGUGACUGUGUGUUGCCCUGUGUACAUUCGCUACAGGCGUUAUUGCAAGUUGUACUACCGAAUAUUUUCGCUCCAAUCUAACACUCCUUACCGAUUGUAUCGAAUCGUUCGACAGGGUGUGUUCUUCUUCAACAUCGUCCAGUGGACUCCGAUCAAGUACCUUGGCUAUUCGUAUCCGUUCUGGGCCCACGCCUUCGGUUGGUUUACCGCACUGUCGUCGAUGCUGUGCAUCCCCGGAUACAUGAUCUGGCUGUGGAGAAACACACCCGGCGAUCGUGCUAACAAAAUUCGGCUGAUCGUUCGAAUUGAGGACAGCGUAAGCCAGCUGCGGGAGAGAAUGCAGGCGGAUGCCGAGAAGGGCAUGGAGCUGUAAGAAGGAAGGAACCGUACUACUCUACCACUUCCAUCGGAUGUGGAAAUUGUGCCGUGCUUAAGGCACUUGUAUGAUUUUCUAAUUUGUUUUGCAACACUAAAUAUUAAAAAUUAUUUAAUUGUCCUUAAUUUUGUUUGUUCCACAAAAACCGUUCAUAUAUCUUUUUUUUUUUCAAUUCUUCAAAUAUAGUAAGUCGGUUC
This is a messenger RNA of Anopheles moucheti, 767 nucleotides long. Its product is annotated as sodium- and chloride-dependent GABA transporter 1-like. The record is from RefSeq and is a predicted model, not a curated record. The transcript has 2 exons. Gene Ontology annotation, biological process: sodium ion transmembrane transport. Gene Ontology annotation, cellular component: membrane. Bases 184 to 567 code for a protein of 127 amino acids. Lineage: Eukaryota; Metazoa; Arthropoda; Insecta; Diptera; Culicidae.